Molecule: messenger RNA, 3314 nt
Organism: Styela clava
Lineage: Eukaryota; Metazoa; Chordata; Ascidiacea; Stolidobranchia; Styelidae
Biological process (GO): establishment of protein localization to organelle
Cellular component (GO): late endosome membrane; plasma membrane; lysosomal membrane
Source: RefSeq, a predicted model, not a curated record
AUUGCAUGUCUGAUACAGUUCGGGUAUUAAUGCAUAACAAGCAUCAUACUGAAUUUCUACCCAUACGCAAAAUUUUUACUUUACAGGUUCAUCAUGGCCAGCUCCAACACCAGUGGAAUGGGAGGCCAAUGCCGAUGAUAAGACGUAUUUUAAGGCCGAUAUGGCGAUUCAAUGGCAUAUCACGUACAGCAAAAAUGCCACUCCAACGGAUUUGUACCUCGAGUUCAAAGAUCCGAAAAAGUUGUCUGUGGAAACACAAGAUGAAAAUACUACCACGGUAAUGUUUAUGGACGAUACCGCGGAACAGACCCUGACGUUGACGUUUAUGGUAGAUGCGGCAGGAGAUUUCUAUAAACUUUCUUCUGCUCAGUUGUCUUUUUAUGUAAACAACAAUACUUUUCCAGAUGCCGACAAUAUAAAUGAAACUAUCGUUGCUUCGGCGAACUUGAAUCUUAUGGAGACCUCUGUGGAGAUGUCGUAUAUGUGCUCGACUGAAACACAAUUCAGACUUACCUCCAAUGAUACGACCAAUGAUACAUCCAUAUAUGUCCGAUUUACCCCGCCAAGCAAGAAAUCUAUUCAACUACAAGCAAUUAGAUUUAAGAACAAGUCUGAGUAUGGAUCAUCGGCCAAAUGUCUCACGGAUAUGCCUCCGACAGCCAUAAGUAUGUCGUACAAAGUUUUAUCUGACAAAGAAAAAAACAUAUGUGCUAGAAUUGACUCAAUCAUCAAUCUGCUAAAUAUUCAGUACAUGGCCAUUGAUGGAUCGAGCAUGGUAGCCAACGUACCCUUAACGGCCGAUGCUACUGCAACUGGCUCCUGUGGAAAGAAUUUAACAACUGUAAUGAUUGACCUCGGGAGUAAACAAGGAGUUUCUACAGGAAAUUUAACCCUGUACUACUUUCUUAAAUCAGUGACUUAUGCAUAUUAUGCCGAUGAUGUACUGGAAGCAGUUUUGGACAACAUCACAUAUGUAUACGAUCCAAUGUCGCCGUAUUUUCCUAAUCAUGGAUCUAUGAAUGAAAACGAAACCAUAACUGCUGCUGGUCUCAAUGCAUUUCAAAUUCCUGCUACCAUGUCCUAUGAAUGUAGUGCAUCAACUGAAGUUAACGUCACUGAAAAGAUGAUGGUUAACUUCACAGACACCAAAAUGCAAGCAUUCAAUAUACAUGGUGGAAAUUACAGUACAGCUUCUAAUUGCCAAGCCACCCCCACCACCGCCAUACCUGUUACGACACAACCUAUUAUACCGGAUCCCUCACUGCCGACAUCAAGCGAAAGGAGGAUCAAAGAUGGAAAUGAUACGUGUUUACAUGCGGUCAUUGGUCUGCAAAUGAGAGUUUUUUAUCAAGAAAAAGAUAAACCAGAUGGAAAUCUGACGGAAAUAUUUUUCAACUUUGAUGCGGAUAACUGUACACAGUCCGCAGUUUGCACAAACUCUUCAAAUGCUGUCAUUACUUUUGACCGAACCGCGGACUACGAACAACAGCUCACUUUAACAUUUACUAAAGAUGAUAAAUCGAAAAUGACUUAUUUAAGUCAAGUUGAUUUGGAAUAUACUAUCAACAAAUAUUUUCCGAAUGCCAAGGACACAUCAGGAAAAAAGAAGACAUACACCAAUACGCAAAUGUUUUUGAGUGCUUCGGAUACUAAAUCCUAUCAAUGCAACAGCACAUGGACUGAUGUGCUAAUGAGCAAUGAUGAUAAUGUUGUUGUACGAAUUGUACCUUUGAAAGUUGAACCAUUUGCUACAUCAGAUAAAUUUAGGCCAGGACAAAAAUGCUUCAGUGACCUUCCAGUUCCUAAACCAAAUACAGGAAAAUGGUACGUCAACAGCACGGGCAAGAACGACUCUGUUUGCGCUGCCUUCGAGUUCUCUUCAUCAGUAAACAUCACGUAUGGAUUGUUAGUCGAUCCGAACCCUAAAACAGUCACUAUUCCUCUGGACAGCGUUAAGCAUAACGUAACUGAAAGCUUCGGUGUUUGCAUGCCAAAUACAACAGUUUUAAUGAUUCCGAUGGACAAUGGAAUGAUGAAUUUUACAUUUGAAUUUUCCAAGAAAAAUAUUAGCAAAGACGGAAAAUCGUUCAAAUUCGUCAUGACAACCGCUACGAUAAGUUAUUCAACCAAUACAAAAUACCUUCCAAAUCACGAAUAUGUUGAUGGAGGAGUGGUAAUGUUGACCAACAAUACUUUGGAACUAUUUUCCUCUGAUCAGGCUCACUCAUACAAAUGCACUACAAAUGUUACCACCGGGGUACAAAUGAAAGCAUGGCUUUCUUUCAGCGAUGUGCAAAUUCAGCCGUUUGGCGUAAGCUCAACAGAUGGUCAAUUCUCAGCAGCUGACGAUUGUUCUGCGGAUGAUAAGUUAUCAAAAGCAGCAAGAAUUGGAAUUUUAUGUGCUAUUGUUAUAGCUGGAAUUUCCUUGCUUACCUGCGUCUGUUGCUUUGCAUACCGAAAAUAUAAAUUGAAACAAUCCGGCUAUAAAGCAUUCCGAUAAUUUUUGUAUUAUUAAUCACAUGCUAUCAAAACGCGCCAUAUUACUACAAUUCUAAGAUAAAGUAAUUUUAAACACAGUUAAAGUUUAUCGAAUAUGAAGCAUAUUGACUUGACCGUCAGUGAGUUCUCAGCAUUAACUACUAUAGGAUUACAGUGAAUUGGCGUGUUUUGAAAGCAUGUGACAAACUAAACGUUUAUUUCUAAUUUCACGUUACUACCAUUAUAUGUGUUAUGCAUUAUCCGAUAAUUGCCUUGCACCUUUGUCCGGCUAUUUGAUUUUCUUUUUUUUAUAUAUAUAUAUACAUUUGAUCAGCGCGCUUCAAAAUCAUUGUCCCUUUUAUUUGCUCGAAUUAGUGUUUAUUUUGCAUGAUGUGAAAUGACGGUGAAUAAUUAGCGACAGAAAAAAUAUUGAAUAGCCGGACAAUACUACUAAACUGAACUAACAUUGAAAAAGAAAAAAAUAAUAAUGUAUAUUAUUUUAUUUUUACCCGCUCAUCAUUCACCGUCAUUCAACCCUUAUCUUACUGCUCUUGCUCACUUUAUGACAAAUCUUAUAUUUCUACCAAACCGUGCUAUUAUAUUUCGACUUUAUCUGUGACCAAAACCCACUCCGAUUUUCUCUAUUCAAAUUCCAUUCUUUACCCUACACAAUCCUCAAUUUUGGAACAACAGCUGACGACUGUGCUGCUGAUGACAUGAGUCCGUUGAUUCCGAUCAUCGUGGGCUCAGUACUUGCCGGUUUAGUCGUCGUCGUUCUGGUUGCUUACGUCAUUGGAAGAAGGCGAAAUUCAGGGGCUAACUACGAGACGAUUUAA